Molecule: messenger RNA, 1302 nt
Organism: Fusarium subglutinans
Lineage: Eukaryota; Fungi; Ascomycota; Sordariomycetes; Hypocreales; Nectriaceae
Product: Vi polysaccharide biosynthesis vipA tviB
Exons: 2
Coding region: 1-1302 (433 amino acids)
Biological process (GO): polysaccharide biosynthetic process
Molecular function (GO): oxidoreductase activity, acting on the CH-OH group of donors, NAD or NADP as acceptor; NAD binding; oxidoreductase activity, acting on the CH-CH group of donors, NAD or NADP as acceptor
Source: RefSeq, a predicted model, not a curated record
AUGGAGGACUUCGCUGGCAUGUUGACUCCUUCAGACUCACCCUCUACAUUCCGCUUCUACCCAAUUACUCCUCCCCUCAGCUCCGCCCCCUCAGAGACAGACCUCACCCUCAAAGUCUGUACUGAUGUCGCUCCCCACGAUAUCCCCGUAGUAGCAGUCGUCGGAGUCGGCUAUGUCGGAAAACAUCUCGUCAGCUCUUUUUCUUCCAAGUAUCAAGUCAUCGGCUUUGAUGUUUCCGAGAGGCGCAUUCAAGAUCUGCGACAGGAGUUCAAGCUCAAUGAGAACGUUACCUUCUCACGAACUCAGAACGAUCUUAUCGCUGCUACGCACUUUCUCAUCUCGGUGCCUACACUGUUGCGACCUGACAAGUCCAUCGAUUCUUCGUAUCUUUGUGAUGCUCUCAAGAUGGUUGGUCAGAUUGCUCGUCGGGGCUCGACUAUUGUGAUUGAGAGCUCUGUUGCCGUUGGUAUGACCCGUGAGUUGGUCGGACCUAUCGCCAAGAAGCUUGGUCUUUUUGCUGGCAUGUCUCCAGAGCGCGUUGACCCAGGCCGUACCGAUCCACCUGUCAAAUCGAUCCCCAAGAUCAUAUCAGGUCUUGAAGACAUCCUCCCCGGCUCCCUCGAUGCCAUCGACCGUAUAUACUCCACCAUUUUCGAUAAUGUCGUCACCGUCUCUAAACCUGAAGUCGCUGAGAUGAUGAAGCUGUACGAGAACUGUCAACGGAUGGUCUGCAUCGCGUACGCCAAUGAAAUGGCCGAUGCGUGUAUCCCUCACGGUAUCGAUCCCUACGAGGUCUGUUCUGCAGCAUCUACCAAGCCAUUUGGCUACAUGCCCUAUGCACCCGGUGUCGGUGUCGGCGGACACUGCAUCCCCGUCAACCCCUACUAUCUCCUUUCCAACAGUUCGUUCCCGCUGCUCGAAGCCUGUUCAUCAGCCAUGAGUGACAGACCGGCCAAGCUUGCCCAACGUCUCAUCGACUCACUGCCCGCUACCGAUCGUCGCUCACGUGUGCUCGUCGUGGGUCUUGGUUUCAAGCCGGGCCAGUCUCAGCUUGACAAUUCACCUGGUGUCGCGCUUGUUCGAAAUUUGGCUGUUUCGGGUGCUCAGAUUGACCUCACUUGGGCUGAUGCUCUGGUCAAGCAGGAAGCUGUGCCUCAGGUUCCCCGUCUUGAUGAGUGUAACUGGUACAAGGACUUCUUGGAGUCAUUUGACCUCAUUGUCGUGGCUAUGAAACAGCACAACAUGGACUUUUCUCUGCUAGCAGAAUUGGAGGGCGUUCGCGUUGAGAGCUGGUGCAAGUGA